Messenger RNA from Setaria italica (foxtail millet), 1193 nucleotides. Its product is annotated as haloacid dehalogenase-like hydrolase domain-containing protein At2g33255. Bases 48 to 875 code for a protein of 275 amino acids. The transcript is spliced from 5 exons. The record is from RefSeq and is a predicted model, not a curated record. Lineage: Eukaryota; Viridiplantae; Streptophyta; Magnoliopsida; Poales; Poaceae.
CACAGUCUCCCGGUACGGGCCAUCCAGCGGCCCAGAUCGCGCCACGCAUGCUCCCCCGCCUGCUCCAGGGCCCCCUCGCCGCCGCGCCCCUCCCCCUCCCCUGCCGCCUCGCCGUCGCCCGCGGCAUCCGGGCCAUGUCCUCCGCCGCGCCAGCGCCAGAACCGGCCCAGCGCUCGAGGCGGCCGCUGCGCGGGGUGGUCUUCGACAUGGACGGCACCCUCACGGUGCCCGUCAUCGACUUCCAGGCCAUGUACCGCGAGGUGCUCGGCGGGGACGCGGCCUACGCCGCGGCGCGCGCGGCGGGGGGAGGCUCCGUCGACAUCCUCCACUGCAUCGAGGGCUGGGCGCCCGACAAGCAGCGCCACGCGUACGAGGUCAUCGCGCGCUUCGAGAAAGAGGGGCUCGACCGACUCCAGAUCAUGCCCGGGGCGUCAGAGCUAUGCGGGUUCCUGGACUCGAAGCGGAUCAGAAGAGGUUUGAUCACCCGUAAUGUCAAGGAUGCAGUUGAUUUGUUUCACCAAAGAUUUGGUAUGAUGUUUGCUCCUGCACUGAGCAGAGAAUUUCGCCCCUAUAAACCAGAUCCAGCUCCAUUGCUUCACAUUUGCUCCACUUGGAACAUUCCACCACAUGAAGUGAUCAUGGUCGGUGACAGUCUCAAGGAUGAUACUUUGCAGGUUGUUUGUGGAAAGAGGGCAGGAGCUUUUACUUGCUUACUUGAUGAAACAGGGCGAUAUGGCCCACAUGAUUCUUUGCCUGAGGAAGUCAAACCUGACUUCAAGGUGUCUUCACUUACCGAAGUAUUCACCAUGCUGGAAGAGAAUUUUGAUUUGGCACCAGCAAAUUUGACACCAGCAUCCGCUGAGAGUAGAAUAUGACAUAAAAAGUUCUAAACAACAUUGUUGUCUAACGUGCAAUCGGCACGACAGCAUCUUGAAUAAUAAUGAUUGGUGGAUAAUGUUGGAGGCGUUUCAACUUUCAAGUAUCGGAAGCCCUGCUGCAGCCAGAAGGAUGAUUGCUGCCACAAAACUGGAUUCUCUUUGAAACAAUUGUGCAGUGCUUCCAUUUGUUGUAAACCUAUCACAAUGGGUGUAGAGCACUAAAUCAGCUCUUGUGAUUUAGUGACUGGAAUGGCCAUGAAUAUCUGGGAGUUCAAAAUACAUUAAUCCAAGCUGUUAUGCGCGCCAUUUGUUCAA